AUGUUGGUGGUGGCUGGACCUCCUUGGGGUGCCCAGGCCCGCCGUGCCCAGGUGUUGACCAUCCGGGAGAACGUGGAGGAGGGCUACCCCAUCCUGCAGUUGCGGGCCACCGACGUCGACUCCCCGCCCAACGCCAACAUCCGGUACCGCUUCGUCAACGAGCGGGCCGCGCACGCCGUCUUCGAGAUCGACCCCCGCUCCGGCCUCAUCACCACCAGCGGGCCGGUGGACCGGGAGAAGAUGGAGAGGUAUUCCUUGGUGGUGGAGGCCAACGACCAGGGGAGGGAGCCGGGGCCACGAUCCGCCACCGUCAAGGUCUACAUCACGGUCCUCGACGAGAACGACAACACCCCGCAGUUCAGCGAGAAGCGCUACAUCGUCCAGGUGAGGGAGGACAUACGGCCCCACACGGAAAUCUUGCGCGUCACCGCCACGGACUUGGACAAGGACAACAACGCGCUGGUCCACUACAACAUCAUCAGCGGGAACAGCCGGGGCCAGUUCUCCAUCGACAGCGUCACUGGGGAGAUACAGGUGGUGGCCCCACUGGAUUUUGAGGUGGAGCGCGAGUACGCCCUGAGGAUCCGGGCUCAGGAUGCAGGCCGCCCUCCCCUGUCCAACAACACUGGCAUGGCCAGCAUCCAAGUGGUGGACAUCAAUGACCACGCCCCCAUCUUUGUUAGCACCCCUUUCCAAAUUUCCGUCCUGGAGAACGCCCCCCUCGGCCACUCUGUCAUCCACAUCCAGGCCGUGGAUGCGGACUAUGGUGAGAACUCACGCCUGGAGUACAAACUGAUGGGAGUUUCGGCCGACACUCCCUUCGUGGUGAACAGUGCCACGGGGUGGAUCACGGUCAGCGGGCCCUUGGACCGGGAGCUAGUAGAGCACUAUUUUUUUGGGGUAGAGGCUCGGGAUCAUGGCUCUCCAUCGUUAUCUGCCUCUGCCAGUGUCACCAUCACUGUCAUGGAUGUCAACGACAACCGCCCCGAGUUUACCCAGAAGGAGUACUUCAUCCGCCUGAACGAGGACGCGGCCGUGGGGACCAGCGUCCUCAGUGUCACGGCGAUCGAUCGGGAUGUGAACAGCGCCAUCACCUACCAGAUCACGGGCGGCAACACGCGGAACCGCUUCUCCAUCAGCACGCAAGGUGGGGUGGGGCUUAUCACUCUUCCCCUGCCGCUGGACUACAAGCAGGAAAGGCGCUAUGUGCUCACCGUGACGGCUUCUGACCGCACCCUGCGGGACAGCUGCCACGUUCACAUCAACAUCACUGAUGCCAACACGCACAGGCCCGUGUUCCAGAGUGCCCACUACUCUGUGAGUAUCAACGAGGACCGGCCUGUGGGCAGCACUGUGGUGGUAAUCAGUGCCACGGAUGAUGACGUGGGGGAAAACGCCCGCAUCACGUACUACCUCGAGGACAAUGUCCCUCAGUUUCGCAUUGAUCCAGACUCUGGGGCCAUCACUUUGCAGGCAGAGCUGGACUAUGAGGACCAGGUCACCUACACGUUGGCUAUCACGGCCAAGGACAACGGGAUCCCCCAGAAAGCGGACACCACCUACGUUGAAAUCAUGGUGAACGAUGUGAACGACAACGCCCCCCAGUUCGUCAGCACUCACUACCAAGGCAUCAUCUCUGAGGACGCGCCUCCCUUCACCAGCGUGCUCCAGAUCUCUGCCACUGACCGGGAUGCCCACACCAACGGGCGAGUGCAGUACACCUUCCAGAAUGGGGAGGAUGGGGACGGAGACUUCACCAUAGAGCCCACCUCUGGGAUUAUUCGCACUGUCCGCAGGCUGGACCGCGAGAACGUCCCCGUCUAUGAGCUGACUGCAUAUGCUGUGGACAGGGGCAUCCCUCCUCAGCGAACACCUGUCCAUAUUCAGGUUACUAUUCAGGAUGUGAAUGACAACGCCCCCGUCUUCCCUGCGGAAGAGUUUGAGGUCUUGGUGAAGGAGAACAGUAUUGUAGGCUCUGUUGUUGCCCAAAUCACGGCAGUGGACCCAGAUGAGGGACCCAAUGCCCAGAUCAUGUACCAGAUUGUGGAAGGCAAUAUCCCUGAGAUAUUCCAGAUGGACAUCUUUUCUGGAGAGCUCACAGCCUUGAUAGACCUGGAUUAUGAGACAAAACCCGAGUAUGUGAUUGUAGUACAGGCCACCUCUGCCCCUUUGGUCAGCAGAGCCACAGUCCACAUCAAACUCAUUGACCAAAAUGACAACAGCCCUGUUCUCAAGAACUUCCAGAUCUUGUUUAAUAACUAUGUGUCCAAUAAAUCCAACACCUUCCCCUCUGGGGUCAUAGGGAAGGUCCCGGCUUAUGACCCAGAUGUGUCCGACCGCCUCUUCUACACCUUUGAACGGGGAAACGAACUGCACUUGUUGAUUGUAAAUCAAUCGAGCGGGGAGCUGAGGCUGAGCCGUAAACUGGACAACAAUCGUCCACUUGUGGCCUCCAUGCUGGUGACUGUCACAGCAUCUUUGUUCAUGAGAGCUCAGUUUGCUGCCGAGAUCCAGAAUGGGGGAAACCUGAGAGUUAUCUCAGUGGAGAGCGUGAGGCAAGGGAGAAAGCAUGGGAUCCACAGCGUGACGGCCCAGUGCGUCCUGCGGGUGAUCAUCAUCACAGAGGAGAUGUUGGCCAACAGCAUCACGGUGCGGCUGGAGAACAUGUGGCAGGAGCGCUUCCUCUCCCCGCUGCUGGCCACCUUCCUGGAAGGGGUGGCCACUGUGCUCGCGACGCCCAAGGAGGAUAUCUUCAUCUUCAACAUCCAGAAUGACACGGACGUGGGCGGCACAGUGCUCAACGUCAGCUUCUCGGCCCUGGCACCGCGGGGUGGGCACUACUUCAGCUCGGAGGAGCUGCAGGAGCAGCUGUACAUGAAGCGCAUGGUGCUGACGGGUGCCUCCAUGCUGGAGGUGCUGCCCUUCGACGACAACGUCUGUCUGCGGGAGCCCUGCCAGAACUACAUGAAGUGCAUCUCCGUCCUCAAGUUCGACAGCUCGGCCCCUUUCAUCGCAUCCCCCUCCACCCUCUUCCGGCCCAUCCACCCCAUCACCGGCCUACGGUGCCGCUGCCCCCAGGGCUUCACUGGGGACUACUGCGAAACGGAGAUCAACCUCUGCGAGAACUGCGAAGUGGACAGCCGCUCGGGGCGCUGCGUGCCCGGCGUGUGCCGCAACGGGGGCACCUGCACCAACGGCGCCGACGGGGGCUUCCGCUGCCAGUGCCCGGCGGGCGGGUUUAGCACUCUGGAGCCCAGCGGCCUCCUGCUCUACAACGGGCGCCUGAACGAGAGGCACGACUUCCUGGCGGUGGAGAUCAUCAAGGGGCAGCUCCAGCUGAAAUACUCCACAGGAGAGUCGAGCACGGUGGUGAGCCCAUACCUGCCCGGGGGUGUGAGUGAUGGGCAGUGGCACACACUGCAGCUCCACUACUACAACAAGCCCAAGGUCAGCGCCCUGGGGGUGGUGCAGGGCCCCUCCAAGGACAAAGUGGCCAUCCUGACAGUGGACGAAUGCGACGCCUCGGUGGCCCUGCAGUUUGGCAGCGAGAUUGGGAACUACUCUUGUGCUGCGGAGGGUGUGCAGUCCAGCUCGAAGAAGUCCCUGGAUCUCACAGGCCCCUUGCUCCUUGGAGGGGUCCCCAACCUGCCUGAAAACUUCCCCGUCACUCACCGGGACUUUGUGGGAUGCAUGAGAGACCUGUACAUUGACAGCAAACGUAUUGACCUGGCCUCCUACAUCGCCAACAACGGAACUGCUGCAGGCUGCCACGCCAAGCACUCCUUCUGCGACUCCAGCCCCUGCAAGAACGGCGGCACCUGCUCCGUCAGCUGGGGGACCUACUCCUGCCUCUGCCCCGUUGGCUUUGGGGGCAAAGACUGCCGCCACCCCAUGCACCAUGCCCACUAUUUCCAGGGCAACAGCAUCCUGACCUGGGACUUUAAGACAGACGUGAAGAUCUCGGUGCCGUGGUACCUUGGGCUAGCAUUUCGGACACGCCAGCCAGACGGGGUGCUUCUGCAAGCCCAUGCCGGCCAGUACACCACCCUGCUGUGCCAGCUGGCUGGGGGCCUGCUCUCCUUCAUGGUGAGCAGGGGGUCUGGGCGCAGCACCAGCCUCAUACUGGACCAGCUGCAGCUCAGCGAUGGGAGAUGGCACGACCUCCAGCUGGAGCUGCGGGACGUCCGCAGCGGGCGAGACUCUCGCUACGUCAUCACCCUCACCCUGGACUUUGGGCUUUACCAGGACACGGUGGUUGUUGGAAACGAACUGCACGGCCUGAAGGUGAAACACCUGCAUGUGGGGGGAAUCCUGAGCUCUGGCGAGGUGCAGAACGGGCUGAGGGGCUGUAUACAGGGCGUGCGAUUAGGUGACAGUGCCACUGGGACCGCGCUGCCCAAGCCCAGCCAUGCCCUGAGGGUGGAGGCUGGCUGCAGCGUGCCAAGCCCCUGCGACUCUAGCCCCUGUCCAGCCAACAGCAUCUGCAAGGAUGAGUGGCAGAGCUACUCCUGCGUGUGCCAGCCAGGGUACUACGGAGGGGACUGCGUGGAUGUGUGUCACCUCAACCCCUGCAAGAACAAGUCGGUGUGUCGCCGCAAGCCAGGCUCGCCCCUGGGCUACGUAUGCGAGUGUGGAGGGAGCUUUUUUGGGCAGUACUGUGAGCACAGGAUGGACCAGCAGUGCCCGAAGGGCUGGUGGGGGAACCCCAGCUGCGGGCCCUGUAACUGCGAUGUGAACAGGGGCUUCGACCCUGACUGCAAUAAAACCAAUGGGCAGUGCCACUGCAAGGAGUUCCACUACCGCCCAAAAGGCAGCGACACCUGCCUGCCUUGCGACUGCUACCCUGUGGGCUCCUCCUCGCGCUCCUGUGACAAGGAGACGGGCCGGUGCCACUGCAGGCCCGGCGUCAUCGGGCGCCAGUGCAACAGCUGUGACAGCCCUUUCGCCGAGGUGACGCCCAGCGGCUGCGAGGUGCUUUACGACGGAUGCCCCAAAAGCCUGAAAAUGGGUGUGUGGUGGCCUCAGACCAAGUUUGGCUUCUCAGCUGUGGUGCUGUGUCCCAAAGGCUCCUUGGGCACAGCUGUCAGACACUGUGAUGAGGAGAAGGGCUGGCUGGAGCCAGAUCUCUUCAACUGCACUUCACCUGCCUUCAAGGAGCUCUCCACGCUGCUGGAGGGCUUGGAGAGGAACGAGACUGAACUCAACACAAUUGAAGCCAAGAAGCUGGCCCACCGGCUCCGGGCCGUGACAGACCACAUGGACCACUACUUUGGCAAUGAUGUGCACAUCACCUACCGCCUGCUAUCCCGCCUCAUGGCCUUUGAGAGUCGGCAGCGUGGCUUUGGCCUGACAGCCACUCAGGAUGCCCACUUCAAUGAGAACCUGCUGCGUGCGGGCAGCUCCGUGCUGGCGCCUGAGAACCGGGAGCACUGGGCCAUGCUGCCGUACAGCGAGCAUGGCAGCGCCAGCCUCAUGGAGCAGCUACGGGACUACUCGGGCACGCUGGCCAGCAACAUGAAACUCACCUACCUCAACCCCGUCGGCGUCAUCACCCCCAACAUCAUGCUGAGCAUCGACCGCAUGGAGAACCGCUCCCACGUCCGCCGGCGCUACCCUCGCUACCACAGCAGCCUCUUCCGUGGCCAGCCCGCCUGGGACCCUCACACCCACGUUGUGCUGCCGCUCUCUGUGCUGAGCCCUCCAAAAGCCGAAGCUGCCCCCACGGCAGUGCCCACCUUUGCUGGGGGUGAAGGGAACUACACUGUAGAGAGCUCCUCUCCGAGGCAAGCACUGCCAGAGCCCGAGCCCGCUCUCACUGUGAUCAUCCUCAUCAUGUACCGCACCCUGGGGGGGCUGCUCCCUGCACGCUACCAGGUGGAUCGCCGCAGCAUCAGGCUCCCCAAGAAUCCCGUGAUGAACUCCCCCAUCGUGAGCGUGUCUGUGUUCAGCAAUCACACCUUCCUGCGAGGGCCCCUGGACGCCCCUCUUGUGCUGGAAUUUCGCCUGCUGGAGACAGCCAACAGGAGCAAACCUCUCUGCGUCCAGUGGAACCACUCCAACUUGACCAACCCAUCGGGCUUCUGGACAGCCAGGGACUGUGAGCUUGUGUACAGGAACACCACGCAUGUCCACUGCCAGUGCUCCCAGUUUGGCACCUUCGGGGUCCUGAUGGACAGCUCGCACCGGGAGCAACUGGAAGGUGACCUGGAGACACUGGCAGUUGUCACCUAUUCCUUGGUGUCUCUCUCCCUGGUGGCCCUGCUGCUGACCUUCUCCUUCCUGACUUGCCUCAAAGGCCUCAAGUCCAACACACGUGGCAUCCACUCCAACAUAUCAGUCACCCUCUUCUUCUCUGAGCUCCUCUUCCUGCUGGGCAUCAACCGCACAGAGAACCAGUUCCUCUGCACUGUGAUCGCCAUCCUCCUCCACUGCUUCUUCCUCUCUACCUUCGCCUGGCUCUUGGUCCAGGGCCUCCACAUCUACCGCAUGCAGACUGAAGCCCGCAACGUCAACUUUGGGGCCAUGCGCUUCUACUAUGCCAUCGGCUGGGGGGGGGCCCCCACCAAGAUUGUCCCCCAGCCAUGGCAGAAGUGCUGGCUGGCUGUGGGCCUGGAUCCUGAGGGCUACGGGAACCCUGACUUCUGCUGGAUUUCCAUUCAUGAUAAGCUGGUCUGGAGCUUUGCAGGCCCCAUUACUGUCGUCAUUGUGAUGAAUGGGGUGAUGUUCCUGCUCGUGGCCAAGAUGUCCUGCUCCCCAGGCCAAAAGGAGACCAAGAAGAAGUCGGUUCUCAUGACGUUACGGAGCUCCUUUGUUCUACUUCUAGUUAUUAGCACUACCUGGCUCUUUGGCCUCUUGGCUGUCAACAACAGUGUCCUGGCUUUCCACUACCUCUACACUGUCCUCUGCAGUCUUCAGGGCCUGGCCGUGCUGGUCCUGUUCUGUGUCCUGAACGACGAGGUACAGGAAGCCUGGAAACUAGCCUGCCUCGGCAAGAAGGCGCAGGGGGAGGAGGCCGCCAGGAGCACGCAGGGCCCCAAUGCCUACAACAACACUGCGCUGUUUGAGGAGAGUGGGCUCAUCCGUAUCACCUUGGGGGCCUCCACCAUCUCGUCUGUGAGCAGCGUGCGCUCUGCCCGCACCCACUCCAGCCAGCGGGGUUACCUCAGAGACAACGUGACGGCACGUCAGGGCUCAGCCCUGGACCACAGCCUGCUGGGGCACACGGGCCCCACAGACCUUGACGUGGCCAUGUUCCACCGCGACGCUGGUGGAGAUCAAGACUCGGACUCGGACAGUGACCUAUCUCUGGACGAAGAGCGCAGCCUCUCCAUCCCGUCCUCGGAGAGUGAGGAGAACGUGCGUUUGCGGGGCCGCUUCCAGCGGCAGUUCAAGCGGGCGGCCCACAGUGAACGGCUCCUCACUAACCCCUCCAACACCACUCCCAAAGACGGGGAUGGCAAUGACCUCAUGUCAUACUGGCCAGCUCUGGGAGAGUGUGAGGUUCACCCCUGCUCCCUGCAGAAGUGGGGCUCUGAGCGGAAACUGGGGUUUGACAUCAACAAGGACGCAGCCAACAAUAACCAGCCGGACCUGGCCUUGACCAGCGGGGAUGAGAACUCCCUCACCCAGACCCAGCGGCAAAGGAAAGGGAUUUUGAAGAACCGCCUCCAGUACCCUCCGGCUCUCCAAGGCUUGCCAUCUGUUGGCAGGAUGACCAAUGAGUUGUCAUGGUACAAGACCUCCACGCUGGGUCACAGGGCUGUCCCCGCUGCCUCCUACGGCAGGAUCUACUCUGGGGCAGGCAGUCUGUCGCAACCAGCAAGCCGGUACUCAUCACGGGAGCAGCUCGACAUGCUGAUGAGGAGACAGAUGUCCCGGGAGCAGCUGAGCAGGAACAAUUCAGGAGAGUGCUUGGAAGCUGUGCCCAGCCGGCACGGGUCCAGGGAGGAGCUGGACACCAUCCCCAGCCGGCAUGGGUCCACUGAGCACCUGGAAAACCUCGACGCCCUCUGCGAUGUGCCCCUCGACGCCUCGUUCCACCACGUCCCACAGCGUUUCGGAGCUGUCGCCAGAUUCGGAGAUGUGCACGCGCGCGUAUGCUCGGCCUCCACCGCCAAGUCCCUGCUCUUCCGGUUCCUGCCCUUCCUGCGCUGGCUGCCCCGCUACCCGGUCAAGGACUGGCUCCUGGGGGACAUCAUCUCAGGAUUCAGCGUGGGCAUCAUGCACCUGCCCCAGGGGCUCGCCUACGCGCUGCUGGCUGGGCUGCCGCCCGUCACCGGCCUCUAUUCCUCCUUCUACCCCGUCUUCCUCUACUUCUUCUUUGGGACAUCCAGACACAACUCUGUGGGUCCCUUUGCUGUCAUGUCUGUCAUGAUCGGGAGCGUGACAGACUCCCUGUUGCCCAGCGAGAAUUUUCUGGAGCCCGUGAACGGCACCAACAUGACAUCAGUUAAUGAAAUGCGGCGGGAUGCUGCCAGAGUGGAGCUGGUGGCCACGCUCACCGUCCUGGUGGGCAUCUUCCAGGUGGCCCUGGGCCUCCUGCAGUUCGGCUUUGUGGUGACCUACCUCUCGGACCCGCUGGUGCGCGGCUACACCACCGCCGCCUCCGUGCACGUCCUCAUCUCCCAGCUCAAGUACAUCUUUGGCAUCUCUCUGGGCGAGCACUCAGGGCCGCUCUCGCUGUUCACGACCUUCAUCGAAAUCUGCCAGAACCUGCCAAAGACCAACGUGGGCACCCUGGUGACAGCCAUCAUCGCCAUGGUGGCCAUCUUCAUCGUGAAGGAGCUCAACCACAAGUUCUCCGCCAAGCUGCCCAUGCCCAUCCCCAUCGAGCUCAUCACGAUUAUCAUCUCCACCGGCAUCUCCUACGGUGUCAACCUGAGCUCCAAGUUCGGCGUCUCCGUGGUGGGUGACAUCCCCAGCGGGUUGAAGCCGCCCAUGGCCCCUAACAUCAACUACUUUGGGCAGGUGGCGGGCAACGCAUUCGCCAUUGCUGUGGUGGGCUAUGCCAUCUGCAUCUCCUUGGGCAAGAUUUUUGCCUUGAAGCAUGGCUACAAAGUGGACAGCAACCAGGAGCUGAUAGCUUUGGGCUUCUGCAACUUCCUGGGUGGCUUUUUCCAGUGUUUCGCCAUCAGCUGCUCCAUGUCACGGAGCCUGGUGCAGGAGAGCACUGGAGGCAAUAGCCAGGUGGCUGCUGUCAUUGCGUCCCUGGUCAUCUUAGUGACCAUCCUAAAGAUCGGGGAGCUCUUCCGGGACCUGCCCAAGGCCAUCCUAGCUGCUAUCAUCAUCGUUAACCUCAAGGGCAUGUUCAAGCAGUUUGCCGACUUCCGCACGCUCUGGAAGACCAACAGGGUUGACCUGAUGGUUUGGAUCGUGACGUUUGUGGCCACCCUCCUGCUCAACUUGGACCUGGGCCUAGCAGUCUCAGUGGCCUUCGCACUGCUCACCGUCAUCUUCCAGACCCAGCUGCCUCACUACUCCAUCCUGGGGCAUAUUUCUGACACAGAUAUCUACAGGGACGUAGCCGAAUACAAGAAGGCUCAGGAAGUCCCUGGUGUGAAAAUUUUCCGCUCCUCCUCCACCAUCUAUUUUGCCAAUGCGGAGCUAUACACCGAGGCCCUGAAGAAGAAGGAUAUGGAGAAUGGGCCGGGCAUUGCGGUGAUCGAGCUGAGCCGGGACGCGGCGGAGGGCAGCACACCUGCUGAGCCCACUCUGCGCUCCCUGGGCCUCCCUGUGCCCGACUUCCACACCGUCAUCCUGGACUUCAGCCCUGUCAACUUCAUGGACACUGUCUCCAUAAAGAUCCUGAAGAACAUCUUCAGGGAUUUCCGAGAGAUAGAAGUGGACGUCUUCAUUGCUGGCUGCCCAGCAUCCGUCAUCACCCAGCUGGAGAAGGGCAACUUCUUCAGCCAGACCAUCACCAAGCACCACUUCUUCACUUCGGUGCACGACGCCGUGGUCCAUGUCACUGGGCAGCGGGAGGAGGCCCUGGUGUGCUCCAGCACCAAAAUGUAG
Struthio camelus australis is the source of this 10014-nucleotide messenger RNA. The record is from RefSeq and is a predicted model, not a curated record. NCBI's taxonomy places the organism in Eukaryota, Metazoa, Chordata, Aves, Struthioniformes, Struthionidae.